AGAAGGGUGGUGCCAACUCCUGGCAGAAGAUGUCCCUCUGGAGUGUUCAAAGAGACGGACUGGGGAGAGCCUGCAGUUUGGAGAAUUGGGCCAAGCAAGACUAACAGUCGAUUCCAGGGAUGGCGCGCCUCUGAGAUGGAGGGGUCCAGGCAGGGCUGCUGGCCCGAGCGCUCCGCCCUCCCCGCUCUCCCCACCCCCGGGCACCGCGCCGCGCCGCGGGGGAGGGGAACUGGGGUGGCGGCGGGGCCGCGGCGGCCAAGCUAGGGGUAGCGGCCGUGCCGCGAUGGCGCUCGGUGGCGUCGGCGGUGGCGGGGCCCGGCGAGGGGCUGGGGCUGCGGGCCCGGAGAGGGUCACCCAUCCGGAGCCCUGAGUCGCUGCCCGGUCCGGCUCCACCAUGAGCGUCGCGCUGCAGGAGCUGGGUGGCGGUGGCGGUGGCAACAUGGUGGAGUACAAGCGGGCCACGCUGCGGGAGGAUGACGCGCCCGAGACCCCCGGAGAGGGCGGGGCCUCCCGGGAUGCUGUGGAGGUGGGCACAGGGCUUCCCCCUUCUUCCCCAGGCCCCAGGCCCGGCCUGACGCCCCGCACGCCCAGCAGCCCCGGCCAGUUCCGGAGGGCCACGUGCCCCCAAGUCUGCUCCUUCACCGGCCUCUGCACUAGGACCACGGUGGGAUUCCGGAAGGGGACCACGCAGCCCUUCGGCCCACGCACACAGCUGGAGCUGGCCUUGACGGGUGUCUCUCUGUUGCUGGCGGCUCUGCUUCUGGGCUGCCUGGUGGCCCUGGGGCUCCAGUCUCACACAGAUCCAUCCCACAGCACGUGUCUCACGGAAGCCUGCAUUCGAGUGGCCGGAAAAAUCCUGGAGUCCCUGGACCGCGGGGUGAGCCCCUGUGAGGACUUUUACCAGUUCUCCUGUGGGGGCUGGAUUCGGAAGAACCCCUUGCCCGAUGGGCGUUCCCGCUGGAACACCUUCAACAGCUUGUGGGACCAGAACCAGGCAGUCCUCAAGCACCUGCUGGAAAAUGCUACCUUCAACUCCAGCAGCGAAGCGGAGCGGAAGACGCAGCGCUUCUACCUGUCCUGCCUGCAGGUGGAGCGCAUCCAGGAGCUGGGUGCCCGGCCUCUGCGGGACCUCAUUGACAAGAUUGGUGGAUGGAACAUUACGGGUCCCUGGGACCAGGACAACUUCAUGGAGGUUCUGAAGGCCGUGGCGGGGACUUAUAGGGCCACCCCCUUCUUCACGGUCUACGUCAACGCGGACUCGAAGAGUUCCAACAGCAACAUCAUCCAGGUGGACCAGUCUGGGCUCUUCCUGCCCUCUCGCGAUUACUACUUAAACAGAACUGCCAAUGAGAAAGUGCUCGCUGCCUAUCUGGACUACAUGGAGGAGCUGGGGCUGCUGCUCGGUGGACAGCCAGCAUCCACCCGGGAACAGAUGUGGCAGGUGCUGGAACUGGAGACGCAGCUGGCCAACAUCACGGUGCCCCAGGACCAACGGCGGGAUGAAGAGAAGAUCUAUCACAAGAUGAGCAUCUCAGAGCUGCAGGCUCUGGCGCCCUCCGUGGACUGGCUUGAGUUCCUGUCCUUCCUGCUGGCACCCUUGGAGUUGAGUGACUCUGAGCCCGUGGUGGUGUAUGGCACAGAUUAUUUGCAGCAGGUGUCGGACCUUAUCAACCGCACAGAACCAAGUGUUCUGAACAAUUACCUGAUCUGGAACCUGGUGCAGAAGACAACUGCAAGCCUGGACCGGCGCUUUGAGUCUGCACAAGAGAAGCUGCUGGAGACCCUGUACGGCACAAAGAAGUCCUGCACGCCGCGGUGGCAGACCUGUAUCUCCAACACAGACGACGCCUUGGGCUUCGCUCUGGGGUCCCUCUUUGUGAAAGCCACAUUUGACCGACAAAGCAAGGAAAUAGCAGAGGGGAUGAUCAGCGAGAUCCGCUCUGCUUUUGAAGAGGCCCUGGACAUGCUGGCUUGGAUGGAUGAGAAAACCCGGCAGGCGGCCAAGGAGAAAGCAGAUGCCAUCUACGAUAUGAUUGGCUUCCCUGACUUCAUCCUAGAGCCUAAGGAGCUGGAUGACGUGUAUGACGGGUAUGAAGUCUCUGAAGAUUCUUUCUUCCAAAACAUGUUGAAUUUGUUCAACUUCUCUGCCAAGGUGAUGGCUGACCAGCUCCGCAAGCCUCCCAGCCGAGACCAGUGGAGCAUGACCCCCCAGACGGUGAACGCCUACUACCUUCCAACCAAAAAUGAAAUUGUCUUUCCUGCUGGAAUCCUGCAGGCCCCCUUCUAUGCCCGCAACCACCCUAAGGCCCUGAACUUUGGUGGCAUUGGUGUGGUCAUGGGCCAUGAGCUGACACAUGCUUUUGAUGACCAAGGGCGUGAGUAUGACAAGGAAGGGAACUUGAGGCCCUGGUGGCAGAAUGAGUCACUGGCCGCCUUCCGGAACCACACGGCCUGCAUGGAGGAGCAGUACAGUCAGUACCAAGUCAACGGGGAGCGGCUCAAUGGCCUCCAGACCCUGGGGGAGAACAUUGCUGACAACGGAGGGCUGAAGGCUGCCUACAACGCUUACACAGCGUGGCUGAGGAAGCAUGGAGAGGAGCAGCGGCUGCCAGCCGUGGGGCUCACCAACCACCAGCUCUUCUUCGUGGGAUUUGCCCAGGUGUGGUGCUCGGUCCGCACACCAGAGAGCUCUCACGAGGGGCUGGUGACCGACCCCCACAGCCCUGCCCGCUUCCGCGUGCUGGGCACACUCUCCAACUCCCGAGACUUUCUGCGGCACUUCGGCUGCCCCGCUGGCUCCCCCAUGAACUCAGGGCAGUUGUGUGAGGUGUGGUAGACUUCGGGGGUGUGGGAAGGGGAUAGCCGGCCAUCACCAGGGCCUGAGCCCUUGGUUUAGAAGAAAGCAAACAGGAGCUGGGCUGGGUCCGGUGCCUCCCUACUGCAGGUGACGUGAGUCCAGUCUCCUCUGCACUGCCACAUUGUGCCUCCGCUUUGGGGGUGCCCCUGCCUCCUGCAGAGCCCCCGCCGUUCACUGUGACAUCCUUAAGUGUCACCCAGCCUGGAGGAGCUCUGGGUGGGGGACUACUUCUCAAUGGAAGGAGUACACCUCUUGUGGCCCUGACUUAGUGAGCUCAAGGCUGUGGGGCCUGCUGUGCCUCCCGGCUCCUCCCAGACUCGGCGCCCACUUGGGAGUGGGCUCAGCUCCCAUCAGCCCCGUGCCCCCUGUGCUGCUGCCACGCACUGCUGCUCACCCUCAUGGAUGACCCACUCUGCUCGGCAGUCAGUGGAAGCCAGAGGGUCUUCCACCUUUCCUGCUGGCCCCGUCCCUGGGCUGAGAAGGAAAGUGGGUAUGUGUAGGGGAUGCUGGUCCCUAUCUUUCAGGGCAUGGUCUCAGGGGUGACUGAGUCUCCCUGGACCAAGCAGAUAGAGCAGGGAGAGAGAAGGACAGAGUUUAUUUUUGCAGGGAAGAGAGUGGGGAGGGUGUGAUCUUGUAGGACCCUAUGCCAAUAAAUAGACCUGCAUCAGUCA
This is a messenger RNA of Cavia porcellus (domestic guinea pig), 3528 nucleotides long. RefSeq names its product endothelin converting enzyme 2 (gene Ece2). Bases 395 to 2836 code for a protein of 813 amino acids. Gene Ontology annotation, cellular component: plasma membrane. Gene Ontology annotation, biological process: protein processing. NCBI's taxonomy places the organism in Eukaryota, Metazoa, Chordata, Mammalia, Rodentia, Caviidae. The transcript is spliced from 19 exons. The record is from RefSeq and is a predicted model, not a curated record. Gene Ontology annotation, molecular function: S-adenosylmethionine-dependent methyltransferase activity; metalloendopeptidase activity.